Messenger RNA from Paramecium primaurelia, 897 nucleotides. The record is from the annotation of a GenBank genome assembly. Lineage: Eukaryota; Ciliophora; Oligohymenophorea; Peniculida; Parameciidae.
AUAAUUUUUAUUCUUCUAAACAUACACAAAUGUACAAUUAUGAUGAUAUAAAAUUUAGGCAAGUAGAAGAUUAGGAUGAAAUAGCUAUAUCAAAAUAACUUAGCAUAUCGAGAAGAUUUGCAAGAUAUUUGUUAAAAUAGGCAGGACAUUAUGAUCGAGUGAGAAAGGCCCAGAAGGUAUAUGCAAAUCUAGAUAAACAAAUUCAAAGCUUAACAUCAAUAUUUUCAUAAUAUGCUAUUGAUGGAUUAAUUUAAUACAAGGAUGCAUAAAAUGAUUCAUAUACAAAAUUUAUGAGAGAUGUAGGAAUUUAGGAUGAUUAAAUAUUAUAAUUGUAUAUUACAUACAAAUUUGGUGGUUAAAAAGGAGCAGUUUUUACAUUGGACGAAUUCCUAUUGGGUAUGAUUCGUUUAAAGUAAAUUAAAUUGUAUAUUAUCAGAUGUUAGAGUAUCAAGGAUUUGAAGAAUAUUGUUCCUUAAUUAAAAUAGAAAAUAUAGAAAGAAAAUAAAUACAAAAAAUUAUAUAGUUAUUUCUUUAAAGUAAUGUCAUAAGGAAAGAAUGUAAUAAGAUUUACAGAGGCAAUCAGUAAUUGAUAUUUAAAUAAUUAUUAGCACUUUGGGAUUCAUUAUUAAAUGAAUAAUUCAAAGAAAUUAUUGAUUUCAUUUAAUUUUGUAAAGCAAAACCAGCAGAAUUUUAAAAUACAACAAAAGUUAGUUUUGAUUUAUGGUGUUAAGUGUGGAAAUUCUUUGAAAUAAUAGGAAGUGAUUAUACAAAAUUCGAUGAAAAUGGUAUUAAUUUAAAUGAAAAUUAGAUGCUUGGCCACUUCUUAUUUAUGAAUAUGUCCAAUUUAAAACAAAAUGAAAAAUCAAAUUUAUUAUAUAAAUAUAUAUAAAAUAAUCU